AUGUCCUCCCAUUACACCACAGAGCCCGCUCCCACCGCGUCCGCUACCCUCAACACCACCUUCGGCCCGAUCCACAUCUCCCUCUUCGCCGCUCAAACACCUCUGACCUGCAAAAACUUCCUCCAACACUGUCUCGACGACUACUACGCCGGCACGAUCUUCCACCGCAUCGUACCAGACUUCAUUGUCCAGGGCGGCGAUCCCACAGGCAUUGGCUCCGGCGGCACCUCCAUCUACGAGGACCCGGAGUUCGAGUACGACCCGGAAGCGCGCGAUCCGAACGAGAAGGUGGUGCUGCGCGAUGAGCUGCACAGCCGGCUGCGGUUCAACCGGCGCGGGCUGGUGGGGAUGGCGAAGAGCGAGGACGGCAGCUACGGGAGCCAGUUCUUCGUCACGCUGGCGAACACGGAGCGCGAGCUGAACGGGCAGUGUACGCUGUUCGGACGCGUCGAGGGAGACAGUAUCUACAAUGUGCUGAAGAUUGCGGAGGCAGAGCGCGUGGAGGGCACGGAGCGGCCCGUGUAUCCGGUCAAGGUGCUUUCGUGCGAGGUGGGCGAGCUGGGCCCGUUUGCGGGCAAGCUGAAGAAGAGGGAGACGGUUGCGAGGGCGCCGGCGGCGGAGGCGCAGGCGAAGCCGCCCGCGGCGAAGAAGAAGAAGAAGGCCAAGGCGGGGAAGACGCUGCUGAGUUUUGGUGGGGAUGAGGGGGACGAGGAGCUGGUUGUUCGGCCGGCCAAGCCCAAGUUCAACUCGACUCUAGUGACGGAUGCGAAGAUCGGGGGGCAGGAAGAAGCGCCGAAGAAGAACGCGGUAGCAGCAGACAAGACACAAACGAGGAAACGCGCGCGCUCACCCUCGCCGACGAGGAACUCACCGUCUCUCGAACGCAGAACCCGGCCCAAGACACCCGACCCAGCGAUGCAGCUGCCCCUCCCCGACCCCGAAAGUCCGGCGCGUUCGCCGUCGCACUCGCCGCCGGCAAGACCGUCGAUCCUGUCGCGAACAAACGCCGAGAUUGAGAAUCUCAAGGCUUCGAUGCGACGCACUGUCGCGACCGGCCCGGCCGAUACCGGCCGCAAGAAAUCCGCGCUGGAAGCCAUGAUCCCCGAGACCGCCAUUCGGGGCCGCAAACGCCCGCCCCCCGGGUCGGUGGCGAACGCCAGCCGCGGCGGCGGCGGCGGCGGCAGCAGCACCAACGGCGUGACAGGCUUCAGCAGCGCCGAGAACGAAGCGCUACGGAUGUUCAACGCGUUCAAGGCGAAGCUGGAGGGCGCAGACACAACGCCAGCGUCAUCACACAAGGCCAGCGCCGGCGGCGGCAGGCCCGAACAGCCCACUGGCGGAUCGACCGCCGAACCCGAGGACGAAGAGGCUCAGCUCUGCGAUCUGCACUUCAUCGCCAACUGCCAGUCGUGCAGAUCGUGGGAUGACCCCGGCGCGGCGGAAACCGCAGCGGACGAGGACGACCGGAACUGGCUGUCGCACGAACUGCGCUUCGGCAAGGACAUGCUCGGCAAGGAUCUGAACUGGAAGCGCGAGCACCCGGAGGACCUGGACUCGCUUGUCGUCAUUGAUCCGCGGGAGCGCGAGAAGGAGCUUACAGGUGGGCGACGGCGGGGGCUGGAGCGGGAUCGGGAGCGGGAGCGAAAGCGCGAGCGCGUGGGAGAUCGCGAGUGGGAUCGGCGGAAAUGA
Aspergillus clavatus NRRL 1 is the source of this 1689-nucleotide messenger RNA. RefSeq names its product putative peptidyl-prolyl cis-trans isomerase (gene cwc27). Lineage: Eukaryota; Fungi; Ascomycota; Eurotiomycetes; Eurotiales; Aspergillaceae. The coding region runs from base 1 to 1689 and encodes 562 amino acids. Gene Ontology annotation, molecular function: peptidyl-prolyl cis-trans isomerase activity. The transcript has a single exon. The record is from RefSeq and is a predicted model, not a curated record. Gene Ontology annotation, cellular component: catalytic step 2 spliceosome. Gene Ontology annotation, biological process: protein folding; protein peptidyl-prolyl isomerization.